Oncorhynchus kisutch (coho salmon) is the source of this 3461-nucleotide messenger RNA. RefSeq names its product ankyrin repeat domain-containing protein 46-like. The record is from RefSeq and is a predicted model, not a curated record. The transcript is spliced from 6 exons. Lineage: Eukaryota; Metazoa; Chordata; Actinopteri; Salmoniformes; Salmonidae. Gene Ontology annotation, molecular function: protein binding. Bases 211 to 897 code for a protein of 228 amino acids.
GCCGUAAAGCGGUCUGCGCCAAACUGUUGUCGUAAAAGCUUGUUCAGCAUCGCCACAACAACACUGUUUUGCAGAAAAGGGGAUUUUGACGUCUGAUUUGGAACACAUUAACAGAUUUUCAAGACGAUUUAAGGAAAAACUUUAACUAGGUGACUCAGGAACAUUUCAUGUCCUCUUGGUACGCUGGAAUUUUCGGACACCCACUCGGACAUGUCCUAUGUCUUCAUCAAUGACUCGUCUCAGACCUCCAUUCCCCUGCUCCAGGCCUGCAUCGACGGGGACCUGCUUUUCACCAAGCGGCUCCUGGAGACGGGCUGUGACCCCAACACACGGGACAACCGGGGCCGUACUGGCCUGCACCUAGCAGCCGCCAGGGGGAACGUGGACAUCUGUUGUUUCCUCCAUAAGUUUGGGGCGGACCUCCUGGCUACAGACUACCAGGGAAACACGGCGCUACACCUCUGUGGACACGUGGAUACCAUCCAGUUCCUGGUGUCCAACGGUCUCAAGAUAGACAUCUGUAACCACAACGGGUCCACUCCUCUGGUGCUGGCCAAGAGGCGCGGGGUGAACAAGGACGCUAUCCGCCUGCUGGAGGGCCUAGAGGAACAGGAGCUGAAAGGAUUCAACAGGGGAGCCCACUCCAAACUGGAGACCAUGCAAAUGGCUGAGAGCGAGAGUGCAAUGGAGAGCCACUCCCUGCUGAACCCCGACCUCCAGAACAGGGAGGGAGUCCUGUCCAGCUUCAGGACCACCUGGCAGGAGUUUGUUGAGGACCUGGGCUUCUGGAGGGUGCUGCUACUGCUGGUGGUCAUCGCUUUGCUCUCUCUGGGCAUCGCUUACUACGUCAGCGGGGUGCUGCCCUUCUCCGCCAGCCAGCUGGAGCUGGUACACUGAGGGAGGGGUGGAUGGACAGAGGGUGAAAGUUGGCUUGGGCUACAUUCUGGUUAUCCACCCUUGUCCAGAAGUGUGCACUUGCACACUCCCCUUUUUAUGGAUUUAAAAGCGUAGGAGUGGUGUAAGCGUUGGCUGGAUUCAACCUUUGUGAAAUCGUUACGAGAAAGUGUGCAAGUGCACACUUCGGGAGAAGGGCGGAGAAUGGGGACUCAGCCAUGGAUGCAUCUGCAGUCUGACGUAUGUGUGCUAUAUGAACAUUUUCUCACUGUGGCCAGUUAUGCAUGAGAAUGCACAUCAUUUCAUGUGUCAUUCAUUUGUAUGACUAAAUUGACCAAAUAUCGACCAGUGACGUGACCAUCUUCUUUCUGGAAUACUGAGCUUUUAAAGCUUUUAAAAUAACUAUCAAAAAAAGAACAUAUUCAGUACCAGUCAAUAGUUUGGAAACACCUACCUAACACCUACCCAUUCAAGAGUUUAUAUAUUUUUUUAUUCAAGAUUGUGCAAAGCUGUCAAGGCAAAGGGUGGCUUCUUGGAGAAUCUCAAAUAUAAAAUAUUUUGAUUUGUUUAACACUUUUGGUUACUACGUGAUUCCAUGUGUGUUAUUUCAUAGUUUGUCUUCACUAUUAUUCUACAAUGUAGAUUUAAAAAAAAAAAAUUUUUUAACAAACCUGGAAUGAGUAGUUGUGUCCAACCUUUUGACUGAUACUGUACAUUUCUUACAUGCAGUUUCAUAACUUUUCAUGUCUAAUUUAGUGUUGACAGUAUUCAGCUCUAUAUGAAGAAACUGUUGUAUUAUCGACCUUUUUCCUCAUGUCACAACAUGUAUUUUUCUGUGUUGUGUGGAUUGACAAGCUGUAUAUUGCUAUAGGUUUUUUUGUGUGUAAUUAUUUACUUGUUCUUCUCCUUCUGUUUACUGUUUUGAAAGGGGCCCAUUUGUUAAUUGAUUUACCCUACAGGGUCAAAUCCUCUUGCAAAGUCAAUAUUUUAGUUUUAUUUCCAUUACCAUUUUAACUGAAGUCUGUUUCUCUCACACUAGUUGCACAUUUCCCUAAUAAUGCUAAUCAGGCUAUAACUGUUGUGUGGAAACUUACAUGGAACAAACAUCUAACAGUGUGUAGAGUUAUCCUGGGUGUCAGUCUGUUUCUGAUCUCUUACCAACAAACUGUUCUGGGAUCAGGCUAGUGUAGAGUUAUCCUGGAUGUCAGUCUGUUUCUGAUCUCUUACCAACAAACUGUUCUGGGAUCAGGCUAGUGUAGAGUUAUCCUGGGUGGCAGUCUGUUUCUGAUCUCUUACCAACAAACUGUUCUGGGAUCAGGCUAGUGUAGAGUUAUCCUGGGUGUCAGUCUGUUUCUGAUCUCUUACCAACAAACUGUUCUGGGAUCAGGCUAGUGUAGAGUUAUCCUGGGUGUCAGUCUGUUUCUGAUCUCUUACCAACAAACUGUUCUGGGAUCAGGCUAGUGUAGAGUUAUCCUGGGUGGCAGUCUGUUUCUGAUCUCUUACCAACAAACUGUUCUGGGAUCAGGCUAGUGUAGAGUUAUCCUGGGUGUCAGUCUGUUUCUGAUCUCUUACCAACACACUGUUCUGGGAUCAGGCUAGUGUAGAGUUAUCCUGGGUGGCAGUCAGUCUGUUUCUGAUCUCUUACCAACAAACUGUUCUGGGAUCAGGCUAGUGUAGAGUUAUCCUGGGUGGCAGUCUGUUUCUGCUCUCUUACCAACAAACUGUUCUGGGAUCAGGCUAGUGUAGAGUUAUCCUGGGUGUCAGUCUGUUUCUGAUCUCUUACCAACAAACUGUUCUGGGAUCAGGCUAGUGUAGAGUUAUCCUGGGUGGCAGUCUGUUUCUGAUCUCUUACCAACAAACUGUUCUGGGAUCAGGCUAGUGUAGAGUUAUCCUGGGUGGCAGUCUGUUUCUGAUCUCUUACCAACAAACUGUUCUGGGAUCAGGCUAGUGUAGGAAGUUGACAAGAGCACAGACUGAUCUAGGACCCUCUUCCAUCACCAAAUCAAGUACAAUAUGAACUGUAAAGUAGCACCUUGAUUGUUGCCUUUGGCAGAAAAGACAAAUGAAUAAAUGUUUGCUGCAUUUUACCUGACAUUCUGUCUGUGUUAGAUGGUAGAUCAGAUCAGCAUGCAGCUUCGUUGCAUUGAAAACUACCUGUUUAUGAAUCUGUGGACUACAUUGCCUGUAUGACGAUUAUUUCAAAUAUUCCGUUAUAUUUUUAGCUAUGUUGUACUCUCUCAAACAUCCAUCCUCACACAUAUUGUAAACCACCUAGUUAAACGCUUUAUGUUAUCUUGUAGAACAACAUUGAUGGUAGGUCUGUCAUUUGAUGUGGAAAAUUAAUUCAUCAUGAAUAACAUUCUGCACUUCCAAUUAUCCUUUGUGAACUGUUAAUUCAGUAUUUAAUCCAAAAUUAAACUUGGAUGUACAAUGAAUACAAAUGUCAAAUGGAAUUGACACCUAAGUCUUAUAAAAGAGUGGAAUAAAAAUCAGAAUAGUUUCAUUAAAACAACUAUGAUAUUUCAAACUUAGUCUUAAAAGUGAUCAUAUAAAAUACAUUAACAUCA